GUUUAGUAAAGUUAGAGCAAAGCUGAAUUAAUGUCUUAGAAGAUCAGAUAAGGAUUCAUUAGUAUUCUACAUAACACAUUCCAAUAUAAUAGCAUUGUAUAACGUUAUUAUUACACCAAAAACACCCAUUUAUUUCUUUCUUAUGAGAUUUUUGGAUGGUUAGUUGAGCAAUCAAGCCCCAACGAUAGUGGAUAUCCAUAAGGCUAGUUCAUUAUGUGACCCCCAACUAGCCCUAAAAUGCAGGACAACAAUAGCGCCGUGCUCUGAGCUGCGACAACAGCGCUGUGCUCUGAGCUUCGACACUUGACUCGAGCCAAGGGACUUCGGUCAGUCAGUCGAUUAGACAGCACUCCACCGACCGCACGCACCUGCGACAGGUCUGUGAAGCACUGAUGUAGGCUCCCCGGUGGGCAAGGAAUGGACCAAGGCCAUGGCGAAUUGUAAUCCACUUAGAUCACCGUCCACCCUCAGUGAGGUCAACCUGGGACCCUCGGCAAACCCACAUGCCAAGCCCACUGACUUUGACUUCUUGGCUGUUAUUGGAAAAGGGACCUAUGGGAAGGUCCUGCUCGCCAAGCUCAAAGCUGACAACAAAUUCUAUGCGGUCAAAGUUUUACAGAAGAAAGUCAUCCUGAAGAAAAAGGAGCAAAAGAACAUCAUGGCAGAGAGAAACGUGCUGCUGAAGAGCCUGAAGCACCCUUUCCUGGUGGGCCUCCACUACUCCUUCCAGACCCCAGAGAAGCUCUACUUUGUCCUGGACUAUGUCAACGGGGGAGAGAUCUUCUUCCACCUGCAGAGAGAGCGGUGCUUCUUGGAGCCGAGGGCUCGGUUUUAUGCUGCUGAGGUUGCCAGUGCCAUCGGCUACCUUCACUCCCUCAACAUCGUUUACAGAGAUCUGAAGCCAGAGAAUAUUCUCUUAGACUCUCAGGGCCACGUGGUGCUUACGGACUUUGGGCUGUGUAAAGAGGGAGUGGAGCCGGAGACCACCACGUCCACUUUCUGUGGAACCCCUGAGUAUUUGGCCCCUGAGAUUCUGCGUAAGGAGCCCUAUGACCGCACUGUGGACUGGUGGUGUCUGGGAGCUGUGCUCUAUGAGAUGAUCUAUAGUCUUCCUCCUUUUUACAGCCGGGACAUGUCUGAGCUGUAUGAUGGUAUCCUGCACAAGCCUCUGCCUCUGCCCCCAGGGAAGUCAGACGCUGUCUGUAGUCUGCUCCAGAGCCUCCUGCAGAAGGACCAGCACUGCAGGCUGGGAGCCAUCGACGACUUUUUAGAAAUCAAGAACCACGUGUUCUUCUCCCCGAUUAACUGGGAUGACCUGUACCACAAGCGGAUCACUCCUCCAUACUACCCCAAUGUGAAAGGGCCAGCGGACACCCAGCACAUAGACCCAGAGUUCACCAGAGAGAUGGUGCCUAACUCGGUGGGCCGCACCCCUGAGCUGAACGCCAGCACCAGCAGCAACAACGCCUUCAAUGGCUUCUCCUACGUCUGUGGUGAAGAAGACAGCUUCCUCUAAGACAGGGAAGAAGGGCCCUCACAGCACCGCCACUGCCUGAGCUCGAGGUAGAAGUUACCCCUAACCACAUAUCUAGGAUUCAAUUCCUCAACCCCAAAUCCUAACCUUAACCUCUAAGUCAGGAGGUGAAAAAGAUAUUUGGCCCUUGAUCAGUUAGUGGCAACCUCUGUCAACUUCAUUGGCCACAGCCAUAAAAAUGGAGCACAUUGAACAGAAUGCACUUUUUGUGUAGGCUAUGCACAGUGGCUGCCACGUCUGUUCAUCUAGACGUCAUUAGAACAGGCAGAUGCAGCAGGCUCUAAUGAUAUGUGUGAAAAUCUAGUCCAAACCAUAUUUCUGCUCUUUUAUUGCUGUUUUUAAUACAAACACGGUGGACAUUCCAAACAUUUGUUAUUUUAAAUGAACUGUGAUGAUUGCCCAACAAUGUAUUAUUGAUUUGAAAACCUGCUGUUUCUGUUAUCACUGAUUUUUUUUGUAGAUUAGAUUAGAGGCUCGACUCUAUUUGUUGCAUCUAGGCAUGCGUAAAGGGAUAGCUCACCAAAUUACAAAUGUACUUAUUGGUUUUCUUUUCCUGUCAGCAGUCUAUAGAAAAGGUUUGACGGCAAUUAUAGAAGAUUUGAACAUGCGUGGAAAAUGUGUGUAUCAGUACCAUGACUUAAAUGGGAUUUGUGCCACAAAGUCGUGGUACCGAUAUAAGCAAUCUAUGGACAAGGUAUGACAGCAAUCGAUGCUUUGGCUUCCCUGGCACUGUUUCCAAAUGUACAAAAGCUGAAGAACAUUCGCACAUACAGCUACUUUUUUUGCCGGUGCUGGAGUUAUUGGGAAACUCAUGAAAAAUGUAAACACUGCACACUGCUGUUCAUGCUCCCAGGUGAUUUUAUUGAAACAAAGUCUAGACCCUUAGGUCUUCAUCAGGCAUCCAACGUUUUAGCAUUUGUGGAACAAAUCCUGGUACCGAUAUUAGCACUUUUUCACACACAGGUUCAAGUCAUGUAUAAGUGACUUUGUUGAGCUUCCCAAUCAAUUUGAGAUACUUUCUCGUGAUUUGAACAUGUCGGAAAAUGCUAAUAUUGGUACAAGGACUUGGCUGGAUUUGUUCCACAAAUGCUAAAACCUUAGCAUUUGGAAACAUUUCAAGGGGAAAUAAAACCAAAGCACAGAUUGCUGUUAUACCAUAGACUUCUUACAGGGUAUGGAAACCAACGUGUUAUUUUGUAAUGUGGGUGAGCAUUCCCUUUAACAGCAACAUAAACCUACGCCAUCUUCGUACAACUGUAAAGGUGCGUGCCGUGGUGUUCUUAACCUUGUGAAACAAGCCAUAUGAUUGUGUCAACACGACGGGUGACAUUAAAGACUGACUCAUGCCAGCACCGUGUUAAAGGUGACUGAUGCACAAUGAAGUAUGUGUACAUAAAAACGUUAAAAUAAAUAACUAUCCAUAUGUU
Molecule: messenger RNA, 2961 nt
Organism: Salvelinus fontinalis (brook trout)
Lineage: Eukaryota; Metazoa; Chordata; Actinopteri; Salmoniformes; Salmonidae
Product: serine/threonine-protein kinase Sgk2-like
Exons: 13
Coding region: 431-1516 (361 amino acids)
Biological process (GO): protein phosphorylation
Molecular function (GO): protein serine/threonine kinase activity; ATP binding
Source: RefSeq, a predicted model, not a curated record